AGGAGAAUGUCUCCUAUCAAUGAUACCCAGUUCCAUCCCCUCUUCUUUCGCCUGCUAGGGAUACCGGGAUUGGAAGCUGCACAUUUCUGGAUUGCUUUCCCAUUCUGUGCUGUGUACCUGAUUGCCCUCGUGGGGAACAUCACCAUUCUCUUUGUCAUCAAGUCGGAACACAGUCUCCAACAGCCCAUGUUCUACUUCCUCGCCAUGUUGGCUGUGAUUGAUCUGGGUCUUUCCACGUCCACCAUCCCCAAAAUGCUGGGUAUCUUCUGGUUCAAGCUUCAAGAGAUCAGCUUUGGGGGCUGCCUUGCUCAGAUGUUCUUUGUCCACAUGUUUGCAGGCAUGGAGACUGUUCUACUCGUGGCCAUGGCAUAUGACCGCUUUGUUGCCAUCCGCAACCCUCUCCAGUACACCAUGAUCCUCACCAAUAAAACCAUUGGCCUCCUAGCCUCUCUUGUUGUGGGAAGAAAUUUCAUUCUUAUGACUCCAAUGGUGUUUCUCAUUCUGAGGCUGCCCUUCUGUGGGCAUGACAUCAUCCCUCACACAUACUGUGAGCACAUGGGUCUUGCCCGGUUGGCCUGUGCAUCCAUCAAGGUCAAUGUUAUCUACGGGCUCGUGGCGAUUUCUAACGCCUUUGUGGAUGUGAUCCUCAUUGCCUCCUCCUACGUGCUCAUCCUUCAAGCUGUUUUCCGCCUCCCCUCUCAGGAUGCCCGACUAAAGGCUCUCAAUACCUGUGGCUCUCAUGUCUGUGUCAUGCUCUGUUUCUACACACCAGCAUUUUUCUCUUUUAUGACACACCGCUUUGGACACAACAUUCCCCGCUAUAUCCACAUUCUUUUGGCUAAUCUAUACGUGGCUGUCCCACCAGCCCUUAAUCCAGUCAUUUACGGGGUCAGGACCAAGCAGAUCCGAGAGCUGGUGAUAAAGAUAUUUGUACAGAAACGGUAG
Molecule: messenger RNA, 945 nt
Organism: Manis pentadactyla (Chinese pangolin)
Lineage: Eukaryota; Metazoa; Chordata; Mammalia; Pholidota; Manidae
Product: olfactory receptor 52E4-like
Exons: 1
Coding region: 7-945 (312 amino acids)
Biological process (GO): G protein-coupled receptor signaling pathway
Cellular component (GO): membrane
Molecular function (GO): G protein-coupled receptor activity; olfactory receptor activity
Source: RefSeq, a predicted model, not a curated record